AUGUUUCUACAAAAUAUUCACUUAUUAUAUUUAACAAAAAAUAUUAAAGAUCUUUAUAAAUAUUCUUCUUCUUUAUAUCACAGUUCAUCAAUUAACCAUGGCCAACAAAAAAAUUCAACGUCUUCUGUACCAUUUACAAACAUGUUUGAUGAUUCAAUAUCACGUUCAUCGAUAUUAAUUAAUCGAUUGACUAAACAUGGUUUUGUCACUUCAAAUAAUUUAAAAAUUAGAGGUCCAAUCUUAAUUUUAAAUAAAAAUCUUUUUUUAUGGGAUGUACCCCAAAAGGUUAAUAGUGGUGGGAAAGGUGUUUUUGAUGUAUGGAAUAAAAACUUUUUAAAGAUUUUUGAAAUUGUAAUUCCAAAACCUGGAAUGCAAUUAGAUGCUAUGGAUUCGGAUAAUGCUGCAUCAACAUUUAAUGUUCUAACAGAGGAAGGAAGAAAUGUUGCCGCAGCUUUAUUACCAAUCUAUCCAACAAGUGCAAGAACUGGCGAACCACUCUAG
This is a messenger RNA of Entrophospora sp. SA101, 501 nucleotides long. The record is from the annotation of a GenBank genome assembly. Lineage: Eukaryota; Fungi; Glomeromycota; Glomeromycetes; Entrophosporales; Entrophosporaceae.